Lactuca virosa is the source of this 1350-nucleotide messenger RNA. NCBI's taxonomy places the organism in Eukaryota, Viridiplantae, Streptophyta, Magnoliopsida, Asterales, Asteraceae. The record is from the annotation of a GenBank genome assembly.
UGCAUUUCUAACCCGGUUCGCACUUCGGACCACAUCUCCUUGAAAUUGCAGAAGUUCAAGAACUCGCUCAAACCAGAGUUAGAUUUUUUUUGGAAAAUUUUAACGAAAAAAUCUUGAAAAAACGACAAACAUUUUUCUUAAUUCGUUUCAUUCCUGAUUCCACCAUUCAUUUUCCACCCAGAAAUACACACACACACACACAGUCGAAAUCAUGUCAAUCGCACCACAAACAACCACCAAACCAAAGGUCGUGAUUUGCAUCGGCGACAUCCAUGGAUACAUAACCAAGCUCCAAAAUCUCUGGUCCAAUCUCCAAACCCUAAUCCCACCUUCCGAUUUCCACUACGCCCACAUCAUCUUCCUCGGCGAUUACUGUGACCGAGGUCCCCAUACUCGCGAAGUUCUAGAUUUCCUAAUCGCACUUCCUUCCAAAUACCCAAAUCAAUCCCACGUCUUCCUCGCCGGAAACCAUGAUUUCGCAUUCGCAGCGUUUCUAGGAGCCAUCCCGCCGCCGCCAGACGGAUCGGCGUUUUCUGAUACGUGGGAGGAGUUUAAGCCGAGCGAAGAAAGAGAAGGGUGGUAUAAAGAUGAUGGAUAUGAGAAGAUGCAUUUGCAAGGAAGGAGAUGGGCUGGGAAGAUUACUGUUAAGUUUAAUACUGCUAAAGGAACAGAGUAUAAGGGUUCGAUUUAUGAUGCUGGAACCACAUUCGAAUCUUAUGGUGUUCCUCAUGGAUCUUCUGAUUUGAUGAAAGCAGUUCCUGAUAACCACAAAAAGUUUCUUUCUAAUUUGGUUUGGAUCUAUGAAGAGGAGAAUGUGUCCAUAGAGACCGAAAAUGGACUUCAAUCUUGUAAAUUAAUCGCUGUUCAUGGUGGUUUGGAAAAAGGGAAAGAUGUGAAAGAACAAAUUAAAUAUUUAAAGGCAAAAGACACAAGAAUUCCAAAGGUGGAGCCACUUAGUGGAAGAAAGAGUGUGUGGGACAUCCCCGAGGAAUUGAGCAAAAGCGCGACAAUUGUGGUAAGUGGUCACCAUGGGAAGCUUCAUGUGGAUGGUCUUAGACUGAUUAUUGAUGAAGGCGGUGGAAUGGAACAAAAUCCGGUGGCGGCGAUUGUGCUUCCUUCAAAAACUAUUGUCCGGGACACCGAUAAAUUAUAAGAAAUAUUAGAAUCAUAAGUAAAAAAAUGGUGAUAUUUUUUUUGUAGAGUCGAAUGUUGUGAUUCUUAUUAAUAAUUAUAAGAAAUAUUAGCUUCAUAAGUAAAAAAAAAAUGGUGAUAUUUUUUUUUUGUAGAGUCAGAUGUUGUGAUUCUUAUUAAUAAUUACAAUAAAUAUUAGCUUCAUAAGUAAAAAAAAAU